Peronospora matthiolae is the source of this 255-nucleotide messenger RNA. The record is from the annotation of a GenBank genome assembly. NCBI's taxonomy places the organism in Eukaryota, Oomycota, Peronosporomycetes, Peronosporales, Peronosporaceae.
AUGCAGGCCCCACCAAAAGACAAGAUGGACGAUAUGACACGGCUUGAUGCUGCUGUCUUAGUGAAGGCAAUCAGUUCUUUGGGGCUUCAAUCAGCAUUGACUAUCGCGGAUGUGCGGAUGAACGUGAAUCUUUCUGGCACGAACGUGCGGAUUAACGUGAGUCUUUCCGGGACGGACGUUGCUCCAAGAAAACUGUCAGCUGUGUCGCUACGGCCGGAUCGACUUGCAGCUGUAGAAGCGAAUCAGACGAGUUGA